AUGCUAGACCUUUCAUCUCCAACAUCUCCAGUCCCAGAAAGCGGAUGGACCAACCAACUCCCAAACUCGACAAAACAUAACCCAACAACUCCACGAACACAAGUGACACGACCAAAACAACGCCAAAUUUCAAGCGCACGAUCCUCACUCUCAACCUCAAAUCCCACACCCCCACCAUUCCGCAACGUCUCGGCCUGUAACCGCUGCCGCCUCCGCAAACACCGCUGCGACCAGCGCCUUCCACGCUGUGAAUCCUGCGAAAAAGCAGGUGCCCGCUGUGUGGGCUAUGACCCUCUCACUAAGCGCGAGUUACCGCGCAGCUAUGUCUCUUUCCUUGAAAGUCGCGUCGGAUAUCUCAAGCAGGUCUUGAUAGAUCAUAAUAUUGAUUUCAAGCCUGCGACUGCAUAUGAUGAGGAAGAGACGCUUAGAUUAGAGUCUGGUGUCAGACGUGAAACUUCACCAGGUGCGAGUGUGAAAGAUGGGAUUGUGGCGCGGAGUGCUAUGUCAGAACAGCGGGAUAGCUCGAGGCGGAAGAGAAAGAUGAUGACUCCCACUGAAGAAGAUGAAGAAGAAGAACUUCCUCCGCGACAGAUGAAGCGACUUUGUCAAUUGAGUUUGCUGCUUAAGGAGUUUUUCAAUGAUGGGUGUACUCGUCGGCAUUGUGAUGGGGAACAUGACCAUGAACAUGAGCUUGGACAGGAACAUGUACAUCGGGAAAUUGCCGAAGCAAACAACCAUCGAGAUCGAGUCCACGAUGGACCGCAGCAAACACAGCCCUGGUCACCGCAGAGCUAUGAAUCCAUGGAACAUAGCGACAAUCAUACAAUCUCCGGCUCGGAAUCUCCUGAAUAUCCCCCGAGACAAUAUCAUGAUCUCAACUCCGGGAAUGAGAUCUCUUCAUUUGAUGGGAUGUUCGGUUCAACUCGCGCUCCUAGAGUUUAUGGGAUAGACACGCAGCCGAGGAUCAAUCUUGGUUCUGAUGUGGUGGAUUUCGAGUUUGAUAUGCCGGAAGCCAAGCCAUCCUUUGCGGCUGCGGGGAGGAAUAGGAGUGGAAAUACUGCCAGGCGCUGUGAACCCUUGUCGGAUAAAGAGCAGGCGGACGCAGAUGCGAAAUUUGAUAUUGGGGCUGAACUUUUGCGGCAGCGGACUGAGAAGGCGAAUUGUGAUUUGUUGGAUGAGUUUCUUGUUGGUUGGAGGGAUAGUGAUUGA
Molecule: messenger RNA, 1209 nt
Organism: Penicillium canescens
Lineage: Eukaryota; Fungi; Ascomycota; Eurotiomycetes; Eurotiales; Aspergillaceae
Exons: 1
Coding region: 1-1209 (402 amino acids)
Biological process (GO): positive regulation of transcription by RNA polymerase II
Molecular function (GO): DNA-binding transcription factor activity, RNA polymerase II-specific; zinc ion binding; sequence-specific DNA binding
Source: RefSeq, a predicted model, not a curated record